AUGAAGCUCAGGAACCUCUUGAUCUCCCUGUCUUGGAUGUGUUUACUCUUAAACACGUGCCUGUCACAGGGGGUGAAUGAAGACAAACCCAAUAUUGUCCUAAUAAUGGUGGACGAUCUUGGGAUUGGAGAUCUGGGUUGCUAUGGCAAUGAUACAAUCAGGACCCCUCACGUGGACAGCUUAGCCAGGGAAGGUGUGAGACUGACCCAGCACAUCUCGGCAGCCUCACUGUGCACCCCAAGCAGGGCUGCCUUUCUAACGGGAAGAUACCCCAUCCGAUCAGGCAUGGUUUCUAAAAUGGAUUCCCGUGUCAUCACCAGCCUUGGAGUUUCUUCCGGACUCUUUCUCAAUGAAACAACAUUUGCAGCCUUAGUGAAGAACCAAGGAUACACCACAGCACUCAUCGGCAAAUGGCAUCAAGGCUUAAAUUGCCUAUCGCGAAGUGACCACUGCCAUCAUCCAUAUAAUUACGGGUUUGAUUACUACUAUGGCAUGCCGCUCACUCUGUUUGAACCUUGCUGGCCAGAUCCUUCACGUGACGCAGAAUUAGCCUUUGGGAGCAAAAUCUGGCUGUGUGUACAGCUGGUCGCCAUCACUGUGCUUACCUUGACUAUUGGGAAAUUGAGUCGCUGGAUCUCUGUUCCCUGGUCCCUCAUCCUCUCCAUGAUUCUUUUUAUUUUUCUCCUGGGCUACUUUUGGUUCUCCAGUUACACAUCCCCUCUGUACUGGGCGUGCCUCCUCAUGAGAGAGCAUGAGAUCACCGAGCAGCCCAUGAAGGCAGAACGAGCUGGGUCCAUCAUGGUGAAGGAGGCGGUUUCCUUCUUAGAAAGGAACCGUGAAGGACCUUUUCUCCUCUUUUACUCCUUUCUCCACGUUCAUGCACCCCUCCCCACGACGACUGAGUUCAUCGGCACCAGCAAGCAUGGCUUGUACGGGGAUAAUGUGGAGGAGAUGGACUCCAUCGUGGGCAAGAUCCUUGGUGCCAUCGAUGAUUUGGGUCUGAAGAACCGCACUCUAGUCUACUUCACGGCGGACCACGGGGGGCACCUGGAGGCCAGGGUGGGCCACGCCCAGCGUGGCGGAUGGAACGGAAUAUACAAAGGUGGGAAAGGUAUGGGCGGAUGGGAAGGUGGCAUCCGUGUCCCUGGAAUUGUCCGAUGGCCUGGAAAAGUGCCAGCUGGAGAAGUGAUUGAGGAGCCUACGAGUUUAAUGGAUGUUUUCCCAACCCUCGCAGCAGUGACUGGCGGGACUCUCCCUCAGGACAGGGUGAUCGACGGCCGAAACCUCAUGCCCCUGCUUCAGGGUGAGAUCCAGCACUCGGAGCACGAGUUCCUGUUCCAUUACUGUGGUGUACACCUCCACGCUGUGCGCUGGCACCCAAGAAACAGUGAGGCAGUGUGGAAAGUUCAUUAUGUGACACCAGUUUUCCAGCCACCAGGAGCUCAGGCCUGCUAUAUGACCACCUAUUGCCGCUGUUCAGGGGAACUGGUCACCUACCAUAACCCUCCUCUGCUCUUCGAUCUCUCCCGGGACCCCUCUGAGUCCACACCUCUGACACGGGACGUGGAGCCCCAGUAUGAUUUAGUCAUCAGAACAGUGGCCAACGCGCUGAAGAAACACAAGGACAGCAUCAUCCCAGUCCAGCCGCAGAUCUCAGGAUCCCAUCAGGAUAGCAUAUGGCUGAAGCCUUGCUGUGGAGUGUUCCCCUUUUGUCUGUGUGACAAGGAGGGGAACUCCUCAGCCUCGGGGUCAUCGUGA
Molecule: messenger RNA, 1758 nt
Organism: Diceros bicornis minor
Lineage: Eukaryota; Metazoa; Chordata; Mammalia; Perissodactyla; Rhinocerotidae
Gene: ARSF
Product: arylsulfatase F
Exons: 10
Coding region: 1-1758 (585 amino acids)
Molecular function (GO): arylsulfatase activity
Source: RefSeq, a predicted model, not a curated record